CUCUUCGAGACUUACAUUGGUUAGCGCGCGCUCGGAUUCAGUCACUCACCAACUAGACUGAAAAAGAUCUGUGUUAGGUUUAACAAUGUCUACCGCUCUCGUUGCUAACGGCGAUGUCGCUGCCGGAAAGCCGGCGAUGGGACGAGUAGCCUCCGUUUACAGCGAGGUCCAGACGAGCCGUAUCGACCACGCCCUUCCUCUCCCCUCUGUUCUCAGAAGCUCCUUCAAGAUCGCCGAUGGCCCCGUCAGCUCUGCCGCCGGCAAUCCAGGUGAGAUCGCGAAGUUGUUUCCGAAUCUGUACGGGCAGCCGUCGGCAAUGCUGUUGCCGAGCGAAUCCGACACGGCGCCUGUUCAGAAGCUGAAGAUCGGCGUUGUUUUGUCCGGAGGCCAGGCUCCAGGAGGGCACAAUGUGAUUUCUGGAAUCUUCGAUUACUUGCAGGACCGUGCCAAAGGAAGCACAUUGUACGGGUUCAGAGGCGGUCCUGCUGGGAUCAUGAAGUGCAAGUAUGUAGAACUGAAUGCAGAGUAUAUUUACCCGUACAGAAAUCAGGGUGGGUUUGAUAUGAUCUGCAGUGGGAGAGACAAGAUUGAAACUCCAGAGCAGUUUAAGCAAGCUCAAGAAACAGCAUUAAAGCUUGAUUUGGAUGGACUUGUUGUUAUUGGUGGGGAUGACUCCAACACAAAUGCCUGCCUCCUUGCUGAAAAUUUCAGGGUUAAAAAUUUGAAAACUCGUGUAAUUGGAUGCCCUAAGACCAUUGAUGGUGAUCUGAAAUGCAAAGAGGUCCCUACAAGUUUCGGGUUCGAUACUGCUUGCAGGAUUUAUGCAGAAAUGAUUGGAAAUGUCAUGGUUGAUGCCCGGUCUACUGGAAAAUAUUAUCAUUUUGUUCGGCUUAUGGGGCGUGCGGCUUCACACAUUACACUAGAGUGUGCUCUGCAAACUCAUCCAAACAUUACCAUCAUUGGAGAAGAGGUUGCCGCCAAGAAGCAGACGUUGAAAAAUGUGACUGACCACAUUGUAGAUGUAAUCCGUAAACGUGCUGAACUUGGUUACAACUAUGGUGUUAUACUUAUUCCUGAAGGUCUAAUUGAUUUCAUUCCUGAGGUACAGCAGCUUAUCUCAGAACUGAAUGAAAUUCUGGCCAAUGAUGUCGUAGAUGAAGGUGGGCUAUGGAAAAAGAAACUCCCAAGUCAAUCUCUACAACUUUUUGAAUUUUUACCUCAAGCAAUCCAGGAACAAUUGAUGCUUGAAAGAGAUCCUCAUGGGAAUGUCCAGGUUGCCAAAAUAGAAACAGAGAAAAUGCUUAUUCAAAUGGUUGAAACUGAGUUGGAGAAGAGGAAGCAGGAAGGUGCAUAUAAUGCCCAGUUCAAAGGGCAGUCCCACUUUUUCGGGUACGAAGGGAGAUGUGGUUUGCCAAGUAACUUUGACGCUAGCUACUGCUAUGCAUUGGGUUAUGCCGCUGGUGCUCUCCUUCACUAUGGGAAAACUGGGUUGAUAUCAUCGGUUGGUAAUUUGUCUGCUCCAGUUGAAGAAUGGACAGCUGGUGGGACUGCAUUGACUGCAUUAAUGGACGUCGAGAGAAGACACGGUAAGUUCAAGCCUGUGAUCAAGAAGGCAAUGGUGGAGCUUGAUGGUGCACCUUUCAAGAAAUUUGCGUCCUUGCGAGACGAGUGGGCAAUUAAGAAUCGCUACAUCAGUCCUGGUCCUAUCCAAUUUAUUGGUCCAGCAUCAAACACAGUUAAUCACACUCUACUCCUUGAACUUGGAGCUCAUGCUUAGGCAAAUCGUUGAACUCGUGCUUUAUUGCAAAAGUUCAUAUAAUUUAGAGAGCAAUUUAAAACUACACUGUUUUGCAUCUGUGAGAUUUCUUCCUUUUGUUUUUUACUGGGGAAUUUUGAGAUUUCUAUUUUAUUGUAUCUUUUGUUGACA
Molecule: messenger RNA, 1927 nt
Organism: Corylus avellana
Lineage: Eukaryota; Viridiplantae; Streptophyta; Magnoliopsida; Fagales; Betulaceae
Product: pyrophosphate--fructose 6-phosphate 1-phosphotransferase subunit beta
Biological process (GO): glycolytic process; fructose 6-phosphate metabolic process; photosynthesis
Cellular component (GO): cytosol
Molecular function (GO): diphosphate-fructose-6-phosphate 1-phosphotransferase activity; 6-phosphofructokinase activity; ATP binding
Source: RefSeq, a predicted model, not a curated record